AUGGGCAACACAAAGUCUCGACACCAACAACAACAGCAACAAGGCCAAUAUUAUCAAAAGUCAUCCAAGAAUGGAACAGGGCAGGACCGCGUACGAGCCAGCAAAUACAUGAAUACCAGCAGCAGCAAUCGUCAACAACAGCAAUACAACAACCAGCAGCAACAGUCACCGCUUCUGAAUGACAGUGGGCAUUAUUCUAUCCACGGGUUCAUAGCGUCGCCUUCUUCGCCUAUCGAUCGGGCAGAUACUCCUACUCCGAACGCUCCUGGAGGUGGUCUUGGCUGGAAUCAUCCCAACUUAUCAAGUCCGGGACGAUUGGACCAGACUAAGAAGCCCUCGGACUCGAGUCUUCACUAUCAGUUCCAACACGGCGCUCGCAACAACAACAAUAGCGGCAACAGUAAAGGAGUAGGGAGUGGUCAUCCUUCAGGUCCACCUGCAGGAGCGGGAGGCGGAACAAGUCGACUGAGUGGGGGAAAUCGUAUUUCAGGAACAAUGCCUAGGACAUCAGCAGCUCUGGGUCACGACGUUCUCAACGACGGGUAUGGCUAUGACAGCAACAAUUAUCAAAGCUAUUCCAACAACAACAAUACGACAAGUGGUCAGGAGAUGAUGUCGAUGGGAAUGCAUUCCUCUUCACAACAACAACAACAGCAACAGACAAUGUACAACAAUCUCCAGCAACAACCACAACAGGGUCCAGACCAAAAGUCCCUGUCGAUCCCCCCUCACCACCUCCCGACCAACGGCAGGGUGUCUCAGCAGCAACACCAUUACCCCACCGACCACGCGACCACAGGAAUGAGAAACUCUGUCUCGAUCCCCAACAACGUCGCAGCCCCCUAUACCGAAGAAGUCAUCAUGGCCUCGUCUAUCGCUGCCAUGAACUUGACCGACCGACAACAACAACAACAACAACAACCGCAGCAGCUAAAUAUGCGAACCCAGAAUCAAUACCAGGACCACCAGCAGCGCAACUCGACGGCCAUGCCACCAUAUCACUAUCAGCAGGGGUCGGCUAACAACAGUCGGCAGGGCAGUUUGCUGAACGCUCAAGGCGUCAGUCCAACUCCUCUCGUCGUACGGAACGAGCCAUUCUCAAAAAUGGACCUGCAGCAACAGCAACAACAACAACAACAACAACAACAGCAGCAGCAGCAGUACUACAUUCAGAACGACGCCGUGCAUUACACACACCAAGACUCGACAGCCUACCCGCCAAAACAACAACAACAGUACUACCAACAGCAGCAACAACCCCGCCUAACCACCACAUACCCCGCAGAACCACAACGCGAACGCAUCUCUAUUAACAACGGACCCAAUACCACAACAACACCAAAACCAUCGGCUUUCUUGGCAAGUGCAGGACCACUCAUCGACGUGGGGCCUUCCUCUUCUUCACAACGCCCACCCACAGUCGAUCAAGUCUUUGCCCGUCUGGCAAGACAGUUCCCGACCAACCCACGCGAAACCGAGAAGCGGGAACGGAUCUAUCGCUGGUUGGGCCAUAUUAUCGAGUCGCUUACGUUUAACCCUGACACCGAGACGCCUGGCUUUAUUAUACCCGUCUACCCUGACGAACUUGACCACCCCGAAUCGCCGUUUUAUGUUCACAGGAUCACAUAUGAACUGGACCUGAUGGCACCGAUUUCAAAGCCCUUCCGCAAGGCCAUCGAUAUCAACUGUGCCUCUGGCGACUGGGCCAUGGAUAUGGCGAUCAAACACCCAAGGACAUUGGUCUAUGCUCUGGACUCUCUACUGGACACAACACAUUUGCCGCUCCGGAUCCCCGAGAACUGCAAGUUCCGCAUGCGUGACGCUCGCGACCAGGAAGGCGAGUUUGACCUUGUUCACCAGCGACUGGGUGCGUUCAGGACACCCAUUCAGGAAUGGACACCCCACUUUGCUGAAAUGCGUCGACUCACUCGUCCUGGUGGAUGGAUCCAGAUGGCAGAAUCCGAUGGGAUGGUCGUCCGUGCAGGACUCGAGACUGCAAAAGUCAACCGGUGGGUCGAACAGGCCGCUCUGAGCUCUGGACUUAACCCUCCACAGCUGAUGGGUGCCCUCAUGCCGACUGUCUUGGGCGCUGGAUUGAUCAAUGUGGAGUGCUACGAUUAUAGUAUCCCUCUGGGAGAGUGGGCAGGAUUGAGGGGUCAGGUGGCGAUGAGGUCGUAUCUAGAGAUGGUCCAGUCGUUGAAGGAGGAGAUUAUUGACAUGAACCGGUUAGAGGAAGGGUACUUUGAGGAGACGAUGGAGAUGAUGAAGAUGGAGUGUCAGGAUGAGAAGGCAGAGUUGAUCAUGAGGGUUAUUUGUGCCCAGAAGCCGCCUGUUACUGACGAUCUCUGGCGGACAACUCGUUAA
This is a messenger RNA of Linnemannia hyalina, 2364 nucleotides long. Lineage: Eukaryota; Fungi; Mortierellomycota; Mortierellomycetes; Mortierellales; Mortierellaceae. The record is from the annotation of a GenBank genome assembly.